Mytilus trossulus (common blue mussel) is the source of this 458-nucleotide messenger RNA. RefSeq lists its product as uncharacterized. The record is from RefSeq and is a predicted model, not a curated record. The coding region runs from base 1 to 450 and encodes 149 amino acids. The transcript has 4 exons. NCBI's taxonomy places the organism in Eukaryota, Metazoa, Mollusca, Bivalvia, Mytilida, Mytilidae.
AUGAAAAUUCACACGAAUGCACCAUUACCAGUUGUGACUGAUUCACCUAUAACUACAAGUAAACCACAUUCCAGUUCAUGCGACAUUGUUGCUAUUUUUGACGCUGUUGCCAGAAACCAGUUUAUCGAGAAUUUGAAUGCUACAACAUGUCAUAACGGCCAGGGCCGUCAUGAUAACGAUGCUCUAGUUAUGACACUGUGCAAUGCACCUGAGAGUGCUAAGUGGAUUGAGGGAGAACAGGUUCUUUUGAGGGAUGGCACAUGCUCAAAAUCAGCAAAACCAUAUACGCCAAUAUUUUACCAUGAAGGAAAUGUUAGACUUGCAGGCAUACUUAUAUCAUGCAGCGGGAGUGAAAUACGGUAUUUCUUUCAAGAGUGUGAUACAACUCCAGUGGUUCGACAUGUGAAUUCAAAUGGUAUCGAGAGGAUACAUGUGCUAACAUGGACUUAAAACAAAAA